GGGAGCAGCCACCCCUCACACCGGGACAGCAUCCCUCACCUCACACCGGGAGCAGCCACCCCUCACCGCAGGAGCUGUUCCCUCACACCGGGACCCGGGGGCGCCGCUCACCGCAGGAGCUGUUCCCUCACACCGGGACCCGGGGGCGCCGCUCACCGCAGGAGCUGUUCCCUCACACCGGGACCCGGGGGCGCCGCUCACCGCAGGAGCUGUUCCCUCACACCGGGACCCGGGGGCGCCGCUCACCGCAGGAGCUGUUCCCUCACACCGGGACCCGGGGGCGCCGCUCACCGCAGGAGCUGUUCCCUCACACCGGGACCCGGGGGCGCCGCUCACCGCAGGAGCUGUUCCCUCACACCGGGACCCGGGGGUGCCGCUCACCCUCGCCGUGCCCGCCGGUCCCGUCCCGCAGCCGGCCGGGAUCGCCCCCAUCCCCACGGCACUGUGCCUCCCCGUCAGGAAUUUCCGCAGGGAAUCGUGGGCUCCAGCCGGGCUCCUCGCCUGGCUCAUUCUCCUCCCCGCACCGCCCGGCCGAUUUGCGGAUUUAACCACAUCUUUUUGGGCUGCAGAUUUGGAAUUCACACCAAAUGUCCCCUAUACAGAGCCUGUGGCCAUUCCUGGGGCUACCUUCAGCUUCCCUCUAGUGGAUUGGCCUGAAACCACCCUUCCGCAGGCGAUCCCGGAGCUUCAGAGCUGCUCCAAACUACAAAUACCAGCAGCUCCAGCACGCUGAGAGGCCCCAGGACCCACCUCUCCUAGAAUUAAUCUCUCUAGUUUAUUCUAGCAAAUAUUGAUAAAGAAUUUUAUUUUUCAUGUAUAGCUAUAAAAGCCCACGGCAAGCACAGCGUUUUGAAACAUUCUUUCUGGCUGAGCUAUUUUUUUAGCUGUUUUAUUUAUUUAUUUAUUUAUUUAUUUUCUGUGGUGGGUGGCCCUUCCUACCUCAUCGCAGAGUGACAGUGGCAGAAGGACCCAGACCUUUAAUCCUGUUUCGCAGCAGCUUUAGCAGAGGAGCGGCUGCAGCAGCCUGGCAAUAAGCAUGGAGAAGAUCCUGAAGGCAGAGCUGAAUACCAACGUUCUGAAGGCACUGGGGAGCUCUGGGGGAGGAUGCAUCAGCCAAGGCCAAACGUAUGAGACAGACAGAGGACGGGUAUUUGUGAAAAUCAACCACAAACCUCAGGCUAGAAAAAUGUUUGAAGGGGAAAUGGCAAGUUUGGAAGCGAUUCAGAAAACCAAUAUUGUGAGAGUGCCUCAGCCCAUCAAAGUGAUUGACCUGCCUGGAGGAGGAGCCAUGUUUGCCAUGGAGUACCUAAAAAUGAAGCACCUCAACAAAUACUCUUCAAAGCUGGGAGAGCAGAUAGCAGAGCUUCAUCUUUAUAACCAGAAACUUGGAGAGAAGCUGAGGACUGAGGGAAGCACAAUUGGAAAAGGAGCCGGUCACUCUGAGGCCCAGUUUGUGGAUAAGUUUGGAUUCCACACAGCCACUUGCUGUGGUUAUAUCCCACAGGUGAAUGAGUGGCAGAGUGACUGGCCAUCCUUCUUUAUCCGGCAUCGACUCCAGGCUCAGCUGGAUUUGAUUGAAAAAGAUUAUGGAGACAGAGAAGCCAGGGAACUCUGGUCACAGCUAAAACCAAAGAUUCCUGAAAUGUUCUGUGAUGUAGAAGUUGUUCCUGCUCUCUUGCACGGGGACCUGUGGGCAGGGAAUGUGGCUGAGGACGACUCUGGGCCGAUUAUAUUUGACCCUGCCUGCUUCUAUGGCCAUUCAGAAUUUGAACUGGCCAUUGCUGGAAUGUUUGGGGGGUUCAGCAGCUCUUUCUUUUCUGCCUAUCACAGUAAAAUACCCAAAGCUCCAGGAUUUGAGAAACGAAACAAGUUGUACCAGCUCUUUAAUUACAUAAACCACUGGAACCAUUUUGGGACAGGGUACAGGGGCUCUACCCUAAACAUGAUGAGGAAACUUCUAAAGUAACCAGGUGCAUUUGAGAAAUUCUGACACACUCCCUUAGGAAUGAGCAGCCCCUGCUCAUCCCAAAUACCACAAAGUCAGAAUUGAUGGUAAAACACCUGAUAUGGAGAAGGCUUAGUGCACUUUUGAGCCUCACUAACUAAAAGCAAUUGUGUAAUCUUUAACUUGGGCACUGGUUUCCCUGCACAGGUUCCUCCCCUGCUGAAGGAAGGGGCUGCACUGUUUGUGAAGGCUCCACUGGUUUGGAAAGCAGCCUGACAGUCAGUCUGCCCUUGCUCUCUCACCUCAUAGCUGCUGUGCUCCCACAGCUGUUCCACAGCAGCAUCUUCCCAGUCCUGCUGCUCCUCCAUCAGCAGUUUGUUAUGGAGAGCUGCAGCUGUGGGACAGUGGUGCUGGAAGUAAGAGCAAGUUCUUAUGUCUAUCCUUGUUAGUUCUGUUUUAGUUUUCUGUCUGUUCCCAGCCUUUUUCCCAUGAAUAUUUCCAUGGUCUUCUGUUUCCCUUUCCCUUUCCCUUUCCUUUUCCCUUUCCCUUUCCCUUUCCCUUUCCCUUUCCCUUUCCCUUUCCCUUUCCCUUUCCCUUUCCCUUUCCCUUUCCCUUUCCCUUUCCCUUUCCCUUUCCCUUUCCCUUUCCUUUCGUCCUAAUCCAAAAUUUCAGUCAGAUUCUGUGAAUCUGAAAACAUUCUCUUUUUAAUUUAAUCAGCAGACAAGGCCCUUUGGCUGCAUUUGACAAAUAUAUGUAAUUAAUAAUAAUUCUAAUAUUUAUUUUAAUUUAAUGUAAUUUACUCACGUUAGUUUUUCUCUUGCUAUAAGAACUCAAAUUCCAGUGGUAUUUUCUGAAAAGAUAUUUAGUUCAUUGGUAAUUAACUGUACAGUCAGAAGUGUUACCACUCAAAGUUGAUAGUAGCAUUUCAUCAUUUUAGUGUGAUAUUUCAGUGUGUUGUACUACAAUAGUUACAUAUUUAAAUAACUUUGUAAAAUGACAACAAAAUGUGGGAGGGAGGCUCUGUGGUUGGGUGAGAAGAAGCACCUCUGGCUGCUGGGUUGGUUGGUUGGUUAUUUUCAGUUUUAGAAAAUGAGUGCAGUGGGCAAAGCUGGUCUGUUGUGCCACCACUGGGUUAUAGAAGGAACAGUGUCAAAUCUGAUUGACUUGUAAGGGGUUUUAUUGUUCCUUACUGCUUUAUUUUUGCAGAAAACUUGGGCAGUGGGAAUUUGAGGAGAAAAGUGUUCAGCAAAGAUACUGGUGUACAAUCUGAGCUACAUUACAUUAGUGACUCUGGGGAGUUUUAAUGGAAGAAAGUGGCAAGGAGAGUAAAAGUAAGUGCAGUCCCACAAAUAUGAAUUAUGACCUGAGUAUUCAGGUUCAUAUGGUUGGCAUGACUAAUACUAAAAUAUUAUAUUCAAAAUUGCUCACAUACAUUUAGCUCAACUUUAAAUGGUCUUGCUAUAAAGAUUUAAUGAAGUUUAAAAUUUGAUGUUGUAAUUGGUUUAAAACAAUGCACUUUGCUUUCUGUAAAUAUGAUACAAAAAGUGAAAAAUUUUUUAUUUCCUUUGAAUCAGGGAAUUUUGUCAUGGUUGUUUAUAAAACUUAACAGAACUAAAACAGUGGAAAAAUGGAACUGUAGAGGUAGAACACAGUUGGGAUUGUAGCUGAUGGCUGGAAGAUCUAGGUCUGAGGAAAGAGCAAAGUGCAUGUGCACUGGUGUUUAUGGAUGUGAACAAACUGACCUGCAUCACACCGGGAAGUACUUGUGAACUCAAACUUCUCAAAUAAAACACUUGCCUUGCAGAAAGCUGGCAUUCAGUGUA
Molecule: messenger RNA, 3768 nt
Organism: Oenanthe melanoleuca
Lineage: Eukaryota; Metazoa; Chordata; Aves; Passeriformes; Muscicapidae
Gene: FN3K
Product: fructosamine 3 kinase
Exons: 6
Coding region: 1037-1966 (309 amino acids)
Biological process (GO): fructosamine metabolic process
Source: RefSeq, a predicted model, not a curated record